AUGUCUUUUCAUUGGUUUUAUUUCACAUGGCUAUUUCUCAUGAUUGGUUUGAGAAUAGAGCUAUCAAAUGCUCAAAUUCAUAAAAGAUAUGGCAAUAGGUUAUAUCCUUACAAGACAAUAGUUGUUGAUCCAAAGAGAAGAGGAUGUUUUUCCACUAUACAAUCUGCCAUUGAUUCUAUACCUUCAAACAAUAGGUAUUGGACUUCCAUUAAUAUCAAAGCAGGUUACUACAGGGAGAAAUUGACGAUUCCAUAUGAUAAGCCUUAUAUCAUUAUUCAAGGAGAUGGAAUGAGCAAAACUUUGGUUGAAUGGGAUGACCAUGCAAACACUAUGCAGAGUGCUACGUUUUUUACUAUGGCUGACAAUAUUGUAGUCAAGUAUAUCACUUUUAAGAACUCAUACAAUGAUCCAGAAAAACGUAACCCAUGGUUACCUGCCGUAGCCGCAAUGGUAAGUGGUGACAUGUCAUACUUCUAUGGCGUUGGCUUCUUAGGUUUUCAAGACACUUUGUGGGAUGAUAAUGGACGACAUUACUUCCAUAAUUGUUUCAUCCAAGGUGCCGUCGAUUUCAUAUUUGGUGCCGGCCAGUCUUUAUACGAGGGUUGUACGAUAUCAGUUAUUGCUCAAGCAUUAGGUCCAGGAGUACCUGGAAUUAUAACAGCGCAAGGGAGAACAAAUCCAAAUGAUGCAAAUGGGUUUGUUUUUAAGCAUUGUAAGAUAUAUGGAGAUGGAACAACAUAUUUGGGAAGACCAUGGAGAGCUUAUGCUAGGGUUUUUUUCUACAAUAACAAUAUGUCCAAUAUUGUUAACCCUCUUGGUUGGGAUCCAUGGAAUUUUGUUGGACACGAGGAUCGUAUACAAUUCUCGGAGUAUUUAAAUUAUGGAUAUGGUGCUACCACAAACUAUAGAGUGAAAUGGACUAAGAAUUUGGAUAUGAAUACUAUUAAUACAAUGGCAAGUCUUAGUUUUAUUGAUAAUGAUGGAUGGCUUCAAAAUCAACAAUUCUAA
This is a messenger RNA of Lathyrus oleraceus (garden pea), 1008 nucleotides long. Its product is annotated as probable pectinesterase 29. Gene Ontology annotation, biological process: cell wall modification; pectin catabolic process. Bases 1 to 1008 code for a protein of 335 amino acids. The transcript is spliced from 5 exons. Lineage: Eukaryota; Viridiplantae; Streptophyta; Magnoliopsida; Fabales; Fabaceae. Gene Ontology annotation, molecular function: pectinesterase activity. The record is from RefSeq and is a predicted model, not a curated record.